AAAAGCAAACCAAAAGAAAAGGUGGUGUAACAUCCGAGCCAAAGUUAUACAUCCCUUCCGGGAGAAGCGAAAAAUCGCAGUGAGGAUAAGUGAAAGCCGAUCCGAACUGUAAAGUCAAUGAUGGAUGAAGUCGAUCCGAAUUGAGGAACUUGGAGGGAAACAGGUGUAAAGGUGGAAGAAAAUAGGGGGAAAAGAUGGAAAAGGUGGAAGGAAACACGGGAAAAAAGUGGAAAGGCGGAAGGAAGGAGGAAUCGGAGAAAGAGGAAAAAGGGGGCUCAAGCCAAAGAAAGCAGACUUAGGCCUAGGUUGGUACUGAGGUGAUUCUGAAAAAAGCGGGUAUUAAAUCCACCUCUGUAUACUAUAUAUGUUUAUUCUAUUACAUAAAUGAAUUCAAGGGAAAUCAAUUCUUACAAGAAGCUUAACAUAAUCUGCCAGGAUGGAUUCGAGGCUGUCUGAGGCUUCUAAAACAGGAGAUAUCCAGCUCUUGCACCAGUUGAUGGCAGAGAAUCCACUUCUGCUCCAUAACCUUGCCCUAACUUCCAGCGAGAACCCGCUACAUGUCGCUUCACUUGCCGGACAUGUCGAAUUUGUUCAGGAGAUCCUGAAGUUGAAACCAGCUUUUGUGCAUGAAAUGAACCAGGAUGGGUUCAGCCCCAUGCACAUCGCGGCAGCCAACGGGUAUUUGGAGGUUGUAAGGGAGCUGCUGAUAGCUGACCCGAGACUCUGUCGGAUGAAAGGAAGAGACCAAUGGACUCCUCUUCAUUAUGCUGCUGCCAGAGGGAGGGGUGAUGUUGUCAAAGAGAUGGUUUUGGCUUGCCCGGAAAGUCUCGAAGACGUGACUCUAUAUGAUGAGACUUCGUUGCACCUUGGUGUUAAUAACUGCCAGUUUGAAGCAGUUAAAACUUUGGUUGAAUCGGUCAUGGAACUGAGGAAGGACAACGUUUUGAAUAUGAAGGACAAAAAUGGCAAUUCAGUUCUUCACGUAGCAACCUGGAAGGAACAACACCAGGUAGUGGAAUGGUUAGUUGGCAAUGGAAAAACUCCAAGUGCAUUGGAAGUAAACAUUGUAAACCAGAGUGGUCUAACACCUCUUGAUCUGCUACUAAUCUUCCCGAGUGAAGCCGGCGAUAGGGAAAUUGAAGAGAUCCUUCGUGGUGCCGGAGCUUCGAGAGCACAAGACAUACAAUAUACUCCCUCUCAUGGUCCCAUGGAAACAAAUACCCUUCAGCUGCAGCAGCCAAACAACCCGAUGGAAUACUUCAAGUUCAAAAUGGGCAGAGACUCUCCCAGCGAUGCACGCACGGCGCUGCUAGUUGUCGCUGUACUAGUGGCCACCGCCACCUUUCAAGCCGGACUCAGCCCUCCGGGCGGCGUUUGGCAGGACAGCACGGGAUCAAACAAGAAUGGGACUGGCAGUGGCAGCAAUGAACCAGCACACUCAGCAGGGGAGUCCAUCAUGGGUUCUGACGACAAUAUUUUUUUUAUCUGCUUUGUGACUUUCAACUCGAUGGGAUUUUUUGUUUCACUUUACAUGAUCUGUGUCCUCACCACCAAUUUCCCUAUGCAGUUGGAGCUUAUAAUGUGUAUUCUCGCGAUGUACGGCACGUACAACACUGCAGUUAUCAGCAUUGCACCUGCGAACCCGAUGGUGUGCGUCUCUCUGUUAAUUUAUGGUUUGCAAACUUUGCUUUCACUUGUUGUCCUACUUUGGCGGCUUUUCAGGAUCAGGCUUAGAGAACUGCAUUAAGUGGUUCAUUUAUAUUUGUACAUAAUAAGUCUAUUUCCGGGAUCAAAUCAUCGUUGCCGCAUUCAUCAUAGAAGCUUCAGCUUCGUAUCCUAGUCAGUCGUUUUUGUAUCUUAGGCCACCGUUUGGGAGGUUGCGGUGCUUUAGAAAAAGGAAAAAGAUAAAAAAAAAAAAAACAAAUCUGAUUUAUGAUGGUGUGUUUUUUAGGUGUGUUUUUUGUACUACUUCUAUUUCGUUUAUGAUGGUGUGUUUUUUGUUUA
This is a messenger RNA of Pyrus x bretschneideri (Chinese white pear), 2004 nucleotides long. RefSeq names its product ankyrin repeat-containing protein BDA1. Bases 437 to 1747 code for a protein of 436 amino acids. The record is from RefSeq and is a predicted model, not a curated record. The transcript is spliced from 2 exons. Gene Ontology annotation, molecular function: protein binding. Lineage: Eukaryota; Viridiplantae; Streptophyta; Magnoliopsida; Rosales; Rosaceae.